CUGCUGGUUGGUCCUUACAGAGUUUGAGUUUUUUUGCUAGCCCUGUGUGGAUUCAAGAUGGCGGAAUUGCGGUGGUGUGAAAAGAAGACUGGUUGUUGAAUGGCUGUAGCUUUAUUGUUCUCGAAAUGUUCAUGUCCGCAAUUGAAGUAUCAAUAAAGCGCUUCAGUUGUCAAUGAGGGAAAUAACAGAAAGGAGCGAGUCUUAAUGAAAAAUGUGACACAUCUAUUGGGUGAAAACUAGAAUAAUGGAGCUCCCAAACUACAGCAAGAAGCUUCUCCAGCAGCUGCAUUUGCUGCAGAAGAAACAGCAGUUCAGUGACUGCACCAUUCUCAUUGGAGUCAGACAAUUCAAAGCACACAAGUUGGUCCUGGCCUCUUCCAGCUCACUUUUUAAAUCCCUGCUACAGAACACUGAAACCAUCUCAAUUGAUUCGGCAGUGGUUGGUCCAGAAGAGUUCACUUUACUGUUGGAAAUGAUGUACUCAGGGAAACUGCCACCAGGCAAAUACAAUUUCAGUAGACUUAUCUCUGCCGCAGACAGUUUGCAUAUGGUUGACAUGUCUACAAGCUGCAAAGAUAUUCUGGCUAAUCUGAUGGGUCAACAUGUGAUGAAAAGUGAUCAAGUUGUCCAGGUGAAUGUACUUACUCAUAAUGGCAUGAGCAAAGAUCAGACUGCUGAAUGUAGUUCUGCUGAAAACAGUGUUUCUCAUAUUCAACCUGUGCUGUCAGAAUCAUCUUUGACGACCCUGCCUUCCAAGCAAUCCACCCUCCUUGCAGUAGCAGAGAAUAGAUCACCUUCUCUUAAUUUGAACUCAGUUGAUUUAAGUACAGCAGAAAAAGACUAUGUAGUGACAGAAGAGGAACAGAUCAGUAACGUAGCUGAAGGGGAUGUUAUUACUGCUACUACAUUGAACUUUGGUUUUGCACCUAGAGAAAGAAAGGAGGAGGAGGAGGAAGAUGAGGAUACACCUGUCAGUAAACGAGGAAGGUUUACACUUGAAGCAACAGAAGAAAGAGAAAUUGGACAGGAUCUGGAAUUCCUCAUUCAACAUCAGAAGAGUGUGGCAGAAACUUUCAGAAACUCUCACGAUUUCUUGGAGAAAGUCAAGCAAAGCCUAGAUAUCUCCACAUCAGAAAAGCAGGCUAUUUUUGAAUGCUGUGAAGGAGGAGAUGAGCAAAAGUUUGAGAGGUUGUUGGAGAGAGCCAGAAGUGGCAAGAGUCUUACAGCUAGCACACUUCUAAGCUUGCUAGAUGUAUGCCAAGGCACAAAUGCCAAAAUAAGUGCUAUACUGGACAAACAAAAUACAUCUGAAUUAGAGGAGACAGGCAUGGCAGGUGCCCCCACUCUCUUGGAGGAUGAGGCCCUGGACAUUGAGAUCUUUCCACAACUGAGCCCAGCAUUAGAAGAUGUCUUGAAGAAGGCCUGUAUUUCUCCACUGAUUAUUGAGGCUUUGCCUAAGAAAGUGUUUGAGAAGUUUAAGGUUAUUUUUAGUUGCUGCAAAGGUGAGUCACACAGAGGUGCUAUCCAGAAGCUGCUGGAUCAAGUAGAGCAGGAGAAGGUACUGAGUCCAGAAAGUCUGCUGCAUUUGCUGCAUAGUGUUAAGGAGGCCUUUCCAGACCUGCAACUACUCUUGAAUCGAAUUGGAAAGCAAACAGUCCUACAUGGAGCAGAUAAAGCUGCAAACACUGCAGAGAUGUAUGAUUGGGCCACUCCUCUCUUGAGGGUAAAACAGGAUAGAGAAUGUUUUAAGACUGCUCUGUAUAGAAAGGAUUGCUGGAGAAAUAACCUAUUAACCUAUGACAGCAUGCACCCAAGAUUCACUUUUAGAAAUAUAGUGAAGGAGCAGGGUAGCAGAGUAUCCAGGUUAUGUACAGAAGAGACAGUGUUUGAAGCAGAGAUAGAAAAGUUGGAAAAACAUUUUAUGAACGGAGGUUAUAGUCAAACAUUAGUUCGUAAUGUGACUAGCCGCAAAGCGGAAUAUAGAAAAGGUAUGAUGGAUCUUUUGCUAAGAAGUAACCUAAGUCACGAUGAUACUGAAUGUAACAACAGUAUAGGUAGUGAAGUAUCAAAAACUAGAAUGAUAUUCACAUAUAGUAACAACAUUUAUGGGGUGUGUGACAUAAUAAAGAAAAAUUGGAACAUUUUAAAAACUGAUGAGAAAUUAGCAGGACUCGUAGGAGAUCAACCUAAUUUUGGUUUUAGAAGAAACAAGAACCUUAAGAAUAUAUUGGGACAAGAAAAAAUGAAUGAAAAGAAAAAACUUAUUAUUAAGGAAGGAAAAACCAAUAAUAUGUUUAAGGUAAUUGAAGAAAUUCUGAAGGGGACUGAAGACACUGAAGGUAUAGAUGUCCUGUUGUCAGCAGCACUGAAGAACCGCAUGUUAUCAUCGCUGUCUCUUUGGAAAUUUUUGCUGAGUUUGAGGGAGAUUGAGCCUGCACUGGCCAUGCUAUUUGAGGAGAUCAGAAAGGAGCCAGAAGCUGAGCAGCUCAUACAGGCAGUGACGGACAAAGAGAACAGAGCAGUAAAAAUUCUGAUGAGACAGAGGGAAUUGAUUACUGAUGCCAUUAAUGAUAUGGAUAUUUUCCUAGAGUGCCUAACUUCAGAAGCAGAAGGACUGCCGGAAUCUACAGUUGAGCUGAUAAAGGGUUGCUGUGACCAAAAAAGUCCCACUGAGUCAAUAAAGAAAAUUCUUCAUGAAAUCCUUGAAGAGAAAUCCAUCUCUGCUGUAAAGUUCUGUGCUGUGCUGUAUACCAUGGCUGAAUCAUUCCCAAACCUGCAGUCAGUUUGCCAGGCAAUGGAGUGUGCAGAACUAUUGAAGGAAACUGAUGAAGAUUUUGAGGAGGAAGAGAACAUGAAAGAGAAAAAGGUACUGGUAAGCAAUGAGGAAACAAUAAUUGAGAUUGAUGAAGGAGAGAUCUUUGAACCUGAAAAGACAGAAGGGAAUAUCGAUAAUAUUGAUGACCAGGAAUCACUGAAAACGUCCAUUUGUAGAAAAGGUCGAAGAGAUGCAUUAUCCUCAAAACAGAAUUAUUCUUGCAAAUUUUGCAACAAGAGUUUCACUUUCAACUGCAGACUGGAGGUGCACUUGAGGCGAUGCCGUACUGCAAACCAAAAACCAAUCACUUGUGAUGAGUGUGGAGAAUCAAAAGCCUCCAAGGCUGAUAUGGAAGCACACAGACUGGAGGUGCAUGGCACCACUCCUGUCAUAAAGUCAAAGAAGAAGAGGCUACCAGUGACUUGUAACAUAUGUGGGAAAGGAUUUGCUCAUCCUUCAGGUAUGCAGUAUCAUAAGCGGACGGAGCACUUUGAUGAAAAGCCUUUUUUCUGUCAAGAAUGUGGGGCUAAGUUUGCCGCCAACUCAACCUUGAAGAAUCACAUGAGGCUGCACACAGGCGAGAGACCCUACUUUUGUAAGCACUGUGACAUGACAUUCACACAAGCUGCUGCCCUUGCUUAUCACAACAAGAAGAAGCAUUCUGAAGGCAAGAUGUACGGAUGUCAGUACUGUGAUGCAGUCUUUGCUCAGUCAAUUGAGCUCACUCGUCACGUAAGAACACACACAGGAGACAAGCCAUAUGUCUGCAGAGAGUGUGGAAAAGGAUUUAGCCAGGCAAAUGGGCUGUCUGUACAUCUACGCACUUUCCACAAUAUUGAAGACCCUUAUGAUUGUCAGAAGUGUCGGAUGAGUUUUCCUACAAUGGAGGAACACAGGAAACAUAUUCAAGAGUUCCACUCCAAGGAAUACAACCCCUGCGAUACUUGCGGAAAGAUCUUUAGUGCUCCUUCGCUUCUAGAGAGACAUGUUGUCACCCACAUUGGAGGCAAACCGUACAAUUGUGACCUCUGUAAUAAAGCGUAUCAGCAAUUGUCAGGUUUAUGGUACCACAACCGAACACACCACCCUGAUAUUUUUGCAGCUCAGAAUCACCGUUCCCCUAAGUUCUCAUCAUUGCAGUGCCUUUCUUGUGAAAAGGGCUUCAGCACCAUCACAUCCCUCAAUAAACAUAUGAAGACUGAACACGCAGAUUUGAAGCUGUUAGAGUGUGGAAAAUGCAGUGAACUGUUCUCCACUCAAGCCUCCCUGGAAGUCCAUACUAAGUACAAGCACUCAGGUUCUCAACCCUUUCGCUGUAUGUAUUGUUCAGCCUCAUUUCGGUACCUUGGGGCCCUACAGCACCAUAUCAAUACAGAUCACUUUAGUGAGUCUGACAGCACUUAUGGCUGUGAAGUCUGUGGGGAGUUGUUCACCACUCAGCAGACACUUGAGAAACACUAUGAGACAGAACAUCACAGAGCAUUUAGUGAAGCACAGACAGCUGCUGAUAUUUCUACAGAGACUACACAAGUAGUACAGGUCAUCCAGACAUCGGAACAGGGAGCUUCAACAGAACAGCUGAUUACAUUGGGAGAUACCCAGCUUAGCACGUCCCAGCUGUUUGUGGCACUUCCCGAAUCUCAGAGUAGUCCUCCAGGUUCAGAGCUGGUAGCUGUCAAUAUGGAAGACCUUCUGGAUGGAACCGUGACUUUGAUCUGCAGAGAUGCACAGUAAACUGCCUAACUUGAUUGCAAUUUCUUCAGCUAAACACCUAAACCUCAUUUACAAGAAGCUUUCUAUCCAGUCAUUAACCAUGUUACAGACUACCUGAUUCAUAAGUGGUUAAGCUGUGUGAUAGUCUAUCCACAGUCACUUUGUUAUGAAUUGAUUGUUUCAUGACUCAUUAGACUGCAAAGGUUUCAUUGUAAUUAAUCAGAAGUCAUUGACAGUUGACACAGAUUUCAUUUGUUUUCUUGGUCUUUAUGUUCAUCAUGUUGCCUAAAAUUUCAGAUCAUAGUACAAGGAGGACUUUUUGCAGCAGGUACUAUUAUGUGGCCUAUUUUGCUUGCCUAUUCAUAACCUGACAAGCCAGUCCCUUCAGCAGUACACUCUCUUGUAAUGAAGGUGUAUCUUAUCCAGACAUCAAAACUGUACAUGUUUUUACCCAUGUAAACAGUUCAGACUCCAUGCUUGCUCGUAGCUGUUUUUCUUACUGCUCAGAGUUCAUACCUGUUGCUAAUAUUCUAAUAACUAUUUAUGUUCCUUUUUUUGAUAAUUAAACAAUAACAUUUAAAAUGAA
Protopterus annectens (West African lungfish) is the source of this 5114-nucleotide messenger RNA. RefSeq names its product zinc finger and BTB domain containing 40 (gene ZBTB40). Gene Ontology annotation, molecular function: protein binding; DNA-binding transcription factor activity, RNA polymerase II-specific; RNA polymerase II cis-regulatory region sequence-specific DNA binding. NCBI's taxonomy places the organism in Eukaryota, Metazoa, Chordata, Ceratodontiformes, Protopteridae. Gene Ontology annotation, biological process: regulation of transcription by RNA polymerase II. The transcript has 20 exons. The record is from RefSeq and is a predicted model, not a curated record. Gene Ontology annotation, cellular component: nucleus. Bases 245 to 4549 code for a protein of 1434 amino acids.